AUUAGCUUCACGUGCGCCACACGUGCUCCUUGCACAAGAAAAGGGCGCUCGUCUUCCCGCCAUCGAGUGAAUCUCUCUGCUAAAGAGAGAAAUUAUCAUUUCUUUUGCAGCAAAAGAAUGGAAUUGACGCUUAGUAGUAACGCUCUUAAAACCUUCACUCGAUCCAUCACAAGCCUCGCACGCAUUGGCAACGACCUCACCAUUCAAGCCUCUCCUUCUCAGCUCGCUUUGCACACACUCAACUCAUCAAGGUCUGCCUAUCAAUCUAUCACAUUUAAGCCCGAUUUCUUUGAUGUUUAUACAAUUUCGGGUACCCAAGUGCAAUUUAGUGUGCUUUUGAAGGCAAUUUGUUCCGUUCUUAGGACACCUUUUACUAGUAUUGAUCAUUUGAGCGUUCUAUUGCCCAAUCCUGAUGCAUCAAAAGUGCAGUGGACUUUGGACUGUUACAAUGGUAUAAGGAAAGCCUAUUGGAUUACUUGCAAUGUUGAACCAGACAUACAACAUCUAUCUCUUGACAGGAGAAGGUUUCCAAGCAACUUUGUGGUGAGGCCUCGUGAUCUCAACAGAUUGCUGGCUAAUUUCCAGUCAACCCUUCAAGAGAUUACUGUCAUUGCUACUGAACCUUCUUCCUUACCUUCUGAUGUGGCAAGCGAAAUUGGUGGGAAAGCUGUUGAACUUAGAAGUUAUAUAGACCCAACCAAAGACAAUGACUCAUCUCUACACACUCAAUUAUGGAUAGAUCCUACGGAAGAAUUUGUGCAGUAUUCUCACACUGGAGACCCUGUAGAUGUGACAUUUGGUGUGAAGGAAUUGAAGGCAUUUCUUUCUUUUUGCGAGGGAUGUGAAGUUGACAUCCACUUGUAUUUUGAGAAAGCUGGCGAACCUAUUCUGAUGGCACCGAAAUUCGGUUUAGAUGAUGGCUCCACUUCAAACUUUGAUGCUACACUAGUACUUGCAACCAUGCUUGUAUCACAGCUCCAUGAAAGAAAUCCCUCAGAACCUCCACCUGCAGCUGCCACAAUGCAGGGACAGGCCGAUCGAGGGACAGGGUCCCAAGUACAAGAGAGGGCAGGAGGAAAUGUUUCUGAUCUUCCAUCUGAUCACACCAGAAUUUGGUCUGAACUUUCAGGAAGUGCAGCGAAAAGUGGUAGUGGUGCUGAAGAAAGACCGGCUCAAGGGGAAAAAAAUCCCAAUACUAAUGAACAAAUGAAUAUUCAUGGGAUUAGCACAAUGUACAUUUCUAAGGCUGGGUCUGCUGGAGCAAAUGUGCCGAGGGGGCCUAAUGUGAGCCAUCCUAUGGAAACAGACCAUGCAGAAGAACCUCGAGAGAGGACAGAAGUUAAUGGACAUGGUUUGUCACAACGCCAUCCUAGUAAUUGGGUAGAUGCGGAUGACGAUGACGAUGAAGGGGAUGAGGCGGAAUUGUGUGUGCAGUCAACACCACCAUACUGUGAAGAACGAUAGCUAUAACAAAUCUCUUUUUUAUUCUUGCAAAGGAGCUGAAUAGACUGCUGAUUUUUUCAGUUCAAGUUUGUGGCCCUAGGCCUGCACAAAAGUUGUUUGAUGAUUCCAGAAGUGGUAGUGAAUGGCCAAAAAUAACGUCUGUCCUUGGAAUUGGUUCGAAGUUAAGUUCACUAGCAUUGGUGAAAUUCACAAGGUACUUUGGAUGACUUAAAAGUCCUGUCUGAAGGUUAAAUUUCAAUCUUCGAUUAAUUAAAUAUAAUGUUCUGUUAAUUUUCACUUUUAUUUUUUUUAGUGGAUGACUUCGUUGUAA
Molecule: messenger RNA, 1774 nt
Organism: Cornus florida
Lineage: Eukaryota; Viridiplantae; Streptophyta; Magnoliopsida; Cornales; Cornaceae
Exons: 11
Coding region: 118-1464 (448 amino acids)
Biological process (GO): DNA replication checkpoint signaling; cellular response to ionizing radiation; mitotic intra-S DNA damage checkpoint signaling
Cellular component (GO): checkpoint clamp complex
Source: RefSeq, a predicted model, not a curated record